This is a messenger RNA of Ailuropoda melanoleuca (giant panda), 2526 nucleotides long. RefSeq names its product microfibril associated protein 5 (gene MFAP5). Gene Ontology annotation, cellular component: microfibril. The coding region runs from base 246 to 758 and encodes 170 amino acids. Lineage: Eukaryota; Metazoa; Chordata; Mammalia; Carnivora; Ursidae. The record is from RefSeq and is a predicted model, not a curated record. The transcript has 10 exons. Gene Ontology annotation, biological process: embryonic eye morphogenesis.
CCCGCCUCAUCACACUCCUCUAGCCUGGCUUGCUUUCUCUCUCUCUCUCUCUCUCUCUCUCUCUCUCUCUCUCUCCCUCGCUCUCCCUCAUCUCAUUGUUUCAGAGUAGGCCAAAUUUGAAGUCCUUCCCAGGGAGUGGCCUGUUCAUCUUAUUCUCCAGCCAAAGUAGAAACAGCGUGAGAAGGAGAGAGACACAUUCGGCAGCCAAAGGACUCGGUGGAAAGAGCAGAGGAAAAAUACACAAUAUGCUGCUCUUGGGACCCAAGGUGCUGCUGUUUCUCACCGCACUCAUCAUCCCCUCUGACUGGACACCACUAGGAGUCAGUGGUCAACGAGGAGAUGACGUGACUCCAGUGACUUCAGAAACAUUCACAGAAGAUCCUAAUCUGGUGAAUGAGCCCUCUACAGAUGAAACAGUUCUGGCCGAUAUCGAGCCUUCCACAGAUGACCUGGCUUCUGCUACUGAUAAAAACACCACAACAGAUUGCCGGGACGAAAAAUUUGCUUGCACGAGACUCUACUCUGUGCAUCGGCCAGUCAAGCAAUGCAUUCAUCAGUUAUGUUUCACAAGUUUACGACGUAUGUACAUCAUCAACAAUGAGAUCUGCUCUCGUCUUGUCUGUAAAGAACAUGAAGUUAUGAAAGACGAACUUUGCCGUCAGAUGGCUGGUUUACCCCCAAGGCGACUCCGUCGCUCCAACUACUUCCGACUUCCUCCCUGUGAAAAUGUGAAUUUGCAGAGACCCAGUGGUCUGUGAUCAUCAAGGAAGAGGAAAGAAGAAUGUGUGGGUGGGAGGAAGAGAAUGCUCUAGCAAGAGGGAACUCCUUCUUGUUCAACCAUCGUCCGCUAACCCAUAGACAUUAGUAUUUCUUAAACCAAUCCCUUUGCAGUGUCUAGCUUUCACCUCCACUCCCUGAUUUUUCACCAAGACUGGUAACAUAAAGUCUAUAUUAUUGCAUGGUUUAGUUGCUUCUCAGUAUCACAGACGUAGAUUAAUGGUAACCAUGUGGCUUGUAUGCAAACAUUCUACAUACAAUUUCAAAGGAAAAUAACCUUUAGGUUAAUAUUUACUAACAAAUCUGUCUGAAAUAGAUCUUAGGGUGGAAGAAGCUGUUGCUGUCCAUUUUGGCUAGCCACAGAACUCCAUUUAUUUGAUUUUCAAGAGUUUCCUAGAUUAACGCCUCAUUCAUUUACAUACUCCUCUUUACUCUUAUUUUAACUAUUUUGCUGGAUUUGCCUGCUCAAGUCUUCCUUAAGAGUCACGGUAACUUUUCGUAGUCCUAGAGAAUUCCCCAGCACCAAGAGUUACACAAUCCUACUGACAACAUAUAAAGACCCAAGUUGAGGUCUGCUAAGUUCAGAGGUCAAGGAUAAAGCGAGAGGAAUAGGCUACAUAUGGAACUGGAACUCAUGGUUCCUUAUUCACUUUUUCAUGCAGUUGUCUAAUUGGCAAGUAGGGGUACAAAAUCCCGUAUACUUAUUUUUGGUCAUAUAGGGGUUAGCCCACCCUUGCAAAUUAGACAAUGUAAUGGGAAAUCAUACCAUUGGUCUGAGUUUCCUUGACUUGUCAAUACUUUUCAUCCUCAUCACUAAACAAAAUUUGUAGAGAUUACUAUGCAAAUAGACUCUGGAAUAACCUGAUUUGGUCAGGUCAGAAGGGCAUUCAGACCUAAAUUUUAACAGGCAGAUCAAGCUUACCUAAUGGUUUAUAAGAAAGAGUAAAAGAAACACAAUAUUCAGACAACCUACAUUCUUAUCCUGGUUCUUCUAGCAGUAACCAGGUAAACCAGUAAACCAGGUUAAAUUUCCCAUCUUUAACACAACAUAAAUUUACGCUGGUUCUAAGGUAUAUUUUCAUUUGUGAUUCUCAAGAUUUAAAUGCAUUAUUUGAAUUUCCUGAAGCCUAGCUGCAGUCUAAUUCAUAACCACCAUGUCUGCUUCAUAAGGGGAGAAAUAUAUUAAGACAGCAGUCCACAACAUCAUAGAAAAAAAUCCCGUUGUAAGUUACCAAUUACAUACUAUAGAUCCUUCUAUCUGAAUAACUUAGUAACUUUCCAAAGCAGCCCACAAAAUUCAACUAAAAAGUAGGAGACUUUGAGGCAAGUUAUACCCUCAGAAUUCCUCUGUUUGGUAGGGUUGGAUUAAUUUCCGAUUGAAGAAAACUAUGUAAAUGAGCAUCAGACUCUUGCUGUUAAGAAACUAUUUAGUUUAAUGGAAUUUGCACAACCCAUUAAAGAGAAAUGCUAGGAAAAGACCCAAAGCAUGUGAUCUCUGCUCUACAGCCUCUAAAAGUAUAUAUCCUCAUAUAUAGAGGUAUUAAGUGGAUAUUAUACCCACUGUAGAGAAAUCUUAUUGGUACAGAAUUUCUACGAAUCAUUUAAGAAUCGCACCAUGAACGGGACCCUCUUACUGUAUACUGAAUGAGGCGGCAUCCCCACCACAAUGCACCUCAAUCCCAGUUUUGUGCAUAUUGCAGAUUAAACAUUUUAAAAUAAAUUUUUCUUAAUUCCUUUUCAGAAGAAUGG